Nylanderia fulva is the source of this 1493-nucleotide messenger RNA. NCBI's taxonomy places the organism in Eukaryota, Metazoa, Arthropoda, Insecta, Hymenoptera, Formicidae. The record is from RefSeq and is a predicted model, not a curated record.
AGCGCGCUACCAGCGACAGUGAGUGUACCACGGCGAUCGCGGUUUAGUGAUCGUAGUACUUUAGUACGGGACGGCAACGAAUUGCGCAAGGGAACGAUCGUGACAGGGAACUCGUGUACGUUACGUACGCACAGAGUGCGUACAAAACCGCGCCCACAAUUCGGAUCUAGAGCCGUGUCUGCAGGCGAGUGCCGGUUUUUUUUCGCCGAUCGCGUCGCGUCGCUGCUUCUUACGACAAGGAGAUUUAAUAAGAUCCUUGAUACGAUCCAUCGAUCGGCGUCGUUUGCCGUUUGGUGAUCUAAGAGAGGGGCAGGAGGGGGGGAUCUCUGAGUGACGCGGGAUUAUACUUCGGGCGAUUCGGUUUUCGAAUCAAUCUUGACGCGUACCUGCAGUAACGGCUGCUCCGAAAAGAAAAAAAAAUGACCGCGGUAUAUUCGUUUGUGAUGAAAAACGAGAGGGAUUCGGAGCGCGAAUAACGGCGGCGUUACGCUUCCAGUUCGUUGUUCGUUUGUUUCCUCGCGCAUAAAAAAGUUACCGCUAGAAUUCGAAUUCCGCGUCUUAGGGUGAUCGCGAAUAGUGCAAGUGUUGCGGAAGAGAGACAGUUUUAUUUAUCACGAAGAUACGAACGAGCAUCAAAUGUUCCUUUAUACAGAUAAUAUAUGCCUUCGAAGCUCGUGUCUAAGUUUAUACUCAGUGUGAAAAUAUAACAUAAUUACGCGAUAGUGAGCAAACAGAAAGAUGUCUAACGCAUACGGAUCGUCGAAUGACACAUCAAGGAUUAGUCGGCGAUAAGACUGGAUGAUUCCUUGCGUGAAGCAAAAACUUGAUCUCGACAUGAGUGCCUGUCACGGAUCGUUCUACUGUGUAUACCUGGUCGUAUAAUGCUCAAUUGGAAUAUGUGUUCAUUUAUACGUGUAAUAUCGAGAAAUCGCACGAUGAAAUAUUGUAAUGACGCCAAUUUUAUCCCAAUGUUAAUUGUUUGAGACUUUUCCCGCUCGCCGAUAGCGAAUAAAGGACAACAAAGAGGCAGGCUACGUCUCUUUGAUAAAUUCUAUACAGUGACAUAUAAUAAACCGAUGAUUCGAACCACUUGACGACAGAAGUAUGCGCCGAAAAAUGCAUUGGUUAGGCAUUUCGCUGCCGAUUCUGGCCGUCAUAACCGGAGUCCGGUUAGACGACAGAUAUGAACAAACGUCCAUUUAUUAUACGGAACCGACUGUGCUGCUGAACAAUAGCGUGAUGAGCAAUAAUGGCGGUCUACAUGAAUUGCACGGUGGUCGCGUUGUUCGGGGUGAAAGGAUACUGCCGAUAUCGAAGAGUCCUUAUUUGCUGCGCGAGGAUCUGUUCAUCGAAAGAGACGGCAAGCUCGUCAUAGAACCUGGUGUGGAGAUACGCUUCGCUCCGAUGAUCGGCAUCACCGUUCGCGGUAUCAUAAGUUCAAAGGGAAUUCAAAUAUUAAACUGAUUAUUCAAAAAUGGGACAAAUAAAUGCUC